AUGCAACUUCGUCUUCGUAUUCUUAAUGAAGACAUUGCAAAACGAUUCGAAAUUUCUCCUACUACUUCUUCUAACAUAUUUUCAACAUGGAUAAAACUUAUAAGCAAUGUGUUAGGUAGUGCUCUUAUCGUAUGGCUUCCACCUGAAAUUAUCAGGGAAAAUUUGCCUAGGGUUUUUAAGAAUGCAGGAUAUUACAAGUGUUGUGUGAUUAUUGAUUGUGCUGAAGUUUUUAUUGAACGACCCAAGUCUCUCUUAGCACAAGCCUCAACUUGGUCUGAUUAUAAACAACACAAUGCGUUUAAGUUUCUUGUAGGAAUUUUGCCUAGUGGUUUUAUCACUUUUUUAUCUGAUUGUUAUGGCGGAAGAUGUUCAGAUAAUUUUAUAACAAAAGACAGUGGUUUUUAUGACUUGUUAGAGCGUGACGAUGAAGUCAUGGCAGAUCGUGGAUUCCAAAUCCAGGAAGAAAUUUUGUUAAGAUUAUGUACUUUAAUAAUUCCUCCAGGUGCUCGUCUUAAAAGUCAAAUGAUUGCAUCUUAA
Molecule: messenger RNA, 537 nt
Organism: Hydra vulgaris (swiftwater hydra)
Lineage: Eukaryota; Metazoa; Cnidaria; Hydrozoa; Anthoathecata; Hydridae
Source: RefSeq, a predicted model, not a curated record